AUGUUUAGUCAGCAAGCUAGGCAUCCUCCGCGUCCGCAGUAUAUACUUGCACAACAGCAGUCAGUCGCCUCUGGUCAUUCGCUUCCUCCACAGUACCAUCAACAGCCUGCAGUUGAACAGGUAGAAGCAGAAUUACAAACAGUAAAUCCCGUACAGCAACAGCAACAACAACAGCAGCAUUAUAUGAUGGAACAGCAACAGAUGGCAUCUAGAAUGCCCGCGAAUGCACAUCCGGUGGAGCGCCCAACAAUGAUGCCUCAGGUAUUUUAUGAAUUUUUAGUCUUGUUAACUCUGUUCUUUAAAGGUUUCUGA
Molecule: messenger RNA, 312 nt
Organism: Enterobius vermicularis (human pinworm)
Lineage: Eukaryota; Metazoa; Nematoda; Chromadorea; Rhabditida; Oxyuridae
Source: the annotation of a GenBank genome assembly